Sodiomyces alkalinus F11 is the source of this 2961-nucleotide messenger RNA. RefSeq names its product phosphatidylethanolamine N-methyltransferase. The record is from RefSeq and is a predicted model, not a curated record. Gene Ontology annotation, biological process: phosphatidylcholine biosynthetic process. The coding region runs from base 1 to 2961 and encodes 986 amino acids. Gene Ontology annotation, molecular function: phosphatidylethanolamine N-methyltransferase activity. The transcript has 3 exons. NCBI's taxonomy places the organism in Eukaryota, Fungi, Ascomycota, Sordariomycetes, Glomerellales, Plectosphaerellaceae.
AUGAGUUCCUCGGCGGACAUUUCAACAAAGGCCGCUGCCGGAGGUGCCACCGUCCGGCAACGUCAGAAACCGGCUGAUAUCGCCUCUGAACGGGACGGUCGUUCCGAUGCCCCCUCAAUUCCCGGCGCUCCGACUCCAAGCUCCGAGAAUGACCGCAAGCCCGCAAAGACCUUCGGCCGCACGCCGGACGGCACAGUCUUCACCGUUCCCACUACCCACGAUAUGGUCUCCCAGCUUCUUGACCCCCGCCAACCGAAAAAUCUUUCCGACGUCCUCGUCCUGGCCAUGUUGGCUUCGAUGAUCGGCGCCGCAUAUGUUCUCCCCUGGUCGCUGAAAAGGCCGGUGUUUGCCUUGAUCUUCCUCUUCUGGAGGGCCUCUUAUAACAUCGGCAUCGGCUGUCUCCUGACCAUCCAAUCUCAACACCGGAGGCUCGAGACCUGGGCGACGAGGUGGAAGCUCUUCGAGCACCCGGAUACCGGCAACCAGCCGAGGCCCUGGCUCUACUCCAUGCUCAAACGGGAACUAGAGGCCAAGAUCCCCGUCGACUACGACUUUGACAAGGCGCCCCGCGAGUACAACACCUGGCUCGUCUUCCGCCGCGUCGUGGACCUCAUCCUCAUGUGCGACUUCGUGUCGUAUUGUCUCUUCGCCAUCAUCUGCGGCCACCGCCCCGACGGCGAGAACAUCAUCGUGGGCGCCGCGCGCUGGGGCAUGGGAAUCGGCCUGGUCUUGUUCAACCUCUGGGUCAAGCUGGACGCCCACCGCGUCGUCAAGGAUUACGCCUGGUAUUGGGGCGACUUCUUCUUCCUCAUCGACCAGGACCUGACUUUCGACGGCGUAUUUGAAAUGGCCCCGCAUCCCAUGUAUUCCAUCGGCUACGCCGGCUACUACGGCAUCUCCAUGAUGGCUGCCAGCUAUGAGGUCCUCUUCAUCUCCAUCGUCGCCCAUCUUGCCCAGUUCGCCUUUCUGGUCUUCGUCGAAAACCCUCACAUCGAGAAGACGUACAACCCGCCUCCACCCCGGAAGCGGACCAUGUCUGGCGCGCAGAACCAACCAACGCCGCCGGUUCUGCCCUCGGGCGAUGCCUCCGAGGAUGCCGUGCUUGACUUGCCCGCGCAUUUGGUCAAGGAUUUACCGCCCCCCGUGCACAAUCUUAUUGGACCUCAGAACCUCGACCUUUUCCGUGUCACCGACUCUUCCGCCGUUCUCCUGGCAUCCUACGUGGCCAUCCUGACCCUCGUCACGCCGUCGACCCCGUUGUACCAGGGCCUUUUCGCCGCCCAUGCCCUCGCCUGGCGCGCCUGGUACCACGUGGGCUUGGGCAGAAUCCUGACCGAGCAGUCCCGGAGCAAAAUGUGGACGAGGCACUUCCUCAAGUACGGGGAGAACACCACCGAGGCCUGGCGCCAGUGGAAGUCGCUGCACUACCUGAGCAUGGUCCUGUGCAACACCUCGUUCAUCGCCGCUUGUUGGAAGCUGUAUUCGUUCCCCGACGACUGGAGCUACGGCUCGGCCCUGCUCAAGCACGUCGCGGGCUUCAGUCUCGUGGCCCUUCAGGCCUGGACCGCCGUGAGCGUCUACAAGUCCCUGGGGGAGUUUGGCUGGUUCUUCGGCGAUUUCUUCUAUGAUCACGGUGCGAAGCUGACCUAUACGUCCAUCUACCGCUUCCUCAACAACCCGGAGCGCGUCUUCGGAACGGCGGGCCUAUGGGGCGCCGCGUUGAUUACCUGGAGCCCGGCCGUCUUCGUCCUGGCUCUGGCCAGCCAGAUCAUGAACUUGGGCUUCAUCGCCUACGUCGAGAAGCCCCACAUGCAGAAGAUCUACGGCCGAAGCCUGCGCCGCGAAGCCGGGCUCACCAAGUUCAUCAAGCGCUCCCUGCCGCCGCCUGUCCAGGAUUGGCAGAGGGGCGUCGACAAGGUCAUCGACGAGACGUCGCACUUUGUGGAGGAGUUCCUGGAUACCGCGCGCCCCAAGUUUGCGUCCGGUGUCAACUCCAUCGUUCGCGACACCACCGCCCUCUUCAACCUGUAUCCGGCUCGCUUCACCAUCACCAGGCUGUCGCCGGACCUGGCCGGGCUCGAUCCCAAGCACUACUCUCUCACCGUGGAGGGGACGCCGUCCACCGUGUCGCCGGCCAGCGAGCGGGCCACCGGCAAGGAGAGCCUGCGGGCCCGGUUCGCGCAAGACGUGGAGACCAAGAUCUUCGAGUACGGCGCGCCGCUGCGGGUGAAGUGGAGGGCGCCGGCGAACCACAGCAAGACGGACUGGAUCGGCCUGUACAUGGUGACGGACAACCGGUCCAGGGAGGUUACGGACAUCUCUUCGCUCGGGCGCUGGGUCCCCACGUCGCCGGGGCAGUACGAUGCCGCCACGUCGGACAAGGCCAUCCUGGUGCCCGACCGGCCGGUGCCGGUGCCGGCGUCCCAUGAGUCGGACCCUUCUUCUGCGGGCACGGGCACGGGCACGGGCACGGAGCUCGUCGAGGGCGAGGUCAUCUUCGAGGGCGACCGGCUGUGGUGGACGUCCGGGGUGUUCGAGUUCCGGUACCACCACAACGGGAACCACAACGUCAUGACCAUCUCGCAGCCCUUCGAGAUCCGGGUGGGCAAGUUCGACGACGACGAGGACGUCGAUGCGCAGGGGACGACGUACCAGAAGGGGAUCGAGGAGGCCCUGCUGCCCGUGGUCCGGAACUGCCUCGACAGGGACCCGGACAUUGCGCCCAACACGGCGGAGGAGCCGUUUGGGAGCCACGUCGAGCGGGACAGCAAGUACGCCAAGCGGGUGGUGUACGCCAUCCACCACAUGUUCGGGGUCGAGUUUGCGCCGGCGGUGGUGCGGUCGGACGGGAACGUCAGGAAGCUGGCGUGGCGGAUUUGCAACGCGAAGCAGGUUUUGGCACCGUACAGCAUGUCGCAUUCUAAGGGAACUUCGACACCUCGCGAGAAGGACAGUCCCUGA